This is a messenger RNA of Stegastes partitus (bicolor damselfish), 1616 nucleotides long. RefSeq names its product alpha-2-HS-glycoprotein. The record is from RefSeq and is a predicted model, not a curated record. The coding region runs from base 32 to 1357 and encodes 441 amino acids. Gene Ontology annotation, molecular function: cysteine-type endopeptidase inhibitor activity. Gene Ontology annotation, cellular component: extracellular region. Gene Ontology annotation, biological process: negative regulation of endopeptidase activity. The transcript is spliced from 7 exons. Lineage: Eukaryota; Metazoa; Chordata; Actinopteri; Pomacentridae.
UCUUUGAGCUCCUGUCUAAACCUGUGCCACCAUGGACAAAUCCAUCUGCACAUUAUUGCUGCUAACAUCCCUGCUAUCCAUCCACACCGUGCGUGUGUAUGGAGAUGGUUUUGUACUGAUGCCCAUUGAACUGGCUCCUAUACCCUGCAACGACAAAGCAGUGGAAAAGCUGUCUCGGCUGGCCGUCACUUACAUCAAUGAGGAUCGCACCGAAGGCUAUAAGUUUGCCCUCAACCGCGUUGCAAACGUCCACCUGCACGCUCAGGGCCCAGCAGGCAAUGUAUAUUACCUGGACCUGGAUGUCCUGGAGACCAAGUGUCACACAGGCAGCCCAAAACCAUGGAAACGCUGUGACGUCAGACCAUUCAUGGAAACACAAGUCUCUGGCAACUGCAACACCACCAUUCUGCACACACCGGAGGGCUACUCUUACCUGUACAGCUACGACUGCGCUCUGGUGCCAGACCCCCCAGAGAAGCUGCAGCAGACCUGUCCAACCUGCCCUCUCCUGCUUCCUGAAGACAGUCCGAAGGCCGUGACUGCUGCCCGGGUCACUCUGUCCCAGUAUAAGAGGCAGUCUACUCUGGGUGCAGGACUUGGAGUUAAAAAGAUCAUGAGAGCUGCAGCACAGACUGUGCCAGUAAAAGCCACCUUUGUGGAGUAUACAGUUCAAGAGUGUCCAGAGGGAAUAACAGAAAGAGGCACCUGCCAGCGGCUGACAAUCGAAUCUGACACAGAGACUGCAGGUUUCUGUACAGGUUCUGUGCAUGGAGACAUGAACGCCGAUCCUGAAGCUCAGGUGUCCUGCGAGAUGUUUAAAAUACAGAAUGUGGACCACCUCAGACCAGUGCAGCCACAAGGUCACGACCUCCCCCAACCCGCAAUCCCAACUUUUCCACCCAUAAUUGAUGACGCAGGAAACGAUCCGCAGCCUGCUCCCUUUGAUCCCCCGUCACCCACCGACGCUCUGCCAGCACCGUUCGACCCCGCACCGUUCGACCCCGCACCUGUCGACCCCGCACCUGUCGACCCGGUGGCCCUCGACCCCUCUGUUGGCGUUAACCCUUCCGUCGCUCUCAGCUCUUCUUCUUCUUCCAGUGAGUCUGCUGAAAGUUUAACAAACCAGCAACAGCAGCCGUCCAGCGCUGGGCCUUAUGGUUCGUCCUCUGAAGAAGUCCCGGGCCUUCUGGCUCUGCGUCCGCCCUUUAACUUCCGCUACCAGAAGCGUGACCGUAAGAAGCGGCAGGCCUUGAUAGAAACUUCACCCUCUUACAACCCCGUCUUCCUGGCUGAUUUCCCCAGUGGGAACUCUCCUUUCCGAUCCUGUCCCGGUGCGGCUCGAUACACCACAGUUUAACUGGUGCUGCUUAGGGCUCCAUUUGUUCAUGUAUGAUUUUAUCCAGUGAGAGUCUGGACCAAUAAACUGCUCCGCACCCUGUCACUGGAGGCUUGUAAUAAUUUGUGCUAAUGAGAGGGAUGCUGUGUCUUUUCAGUGGCCCUGGAAUGACUUCUCUGCUGCUGCUGCUGUAACAGCGCUCCCAAAGCACAUGAAGCUCAAACAUGUAUUUGGAAAUGGCUUCAAAUAUUUGAACAAUUUGAAUAAAUCUUGGUUUGAA